Messenger RNA from Microstroma glucosiphilum, 918 nucleotides. RefSeq lists its product as hypothetical. The coding region runs from base 1 to 918 and encodes 305 amino acids. NCBI's taxonomy places the organism in Eukaryota, Fungi, Basidiomycota, Exobasidiomycetes, Microstromatales, Microstromataceae. The transcript is spliced from 2 exons. The record is from RefSeq and is a predicted model, not a curated record.
AUGAUGGCAUCGUCAUCACCCCUUGAGCCCAGAACUCGCUUGAAACCUCCCCAGCCCCGUCGCCAGCGCUCAGCCUCAGCGUCCAAACCCAUCAGCCUCUUCAAGGAAGCCGUCAGCAACAAUUGGUUCAAGCGAGGUCGCGCUCUCACCUCUCCUCCCGAUGCUCCCGCACACCUUCGAGCUGGAAGUUUCGCCACCUCUCUCACUCCGAUAGUAGAAGAUGAGGUCGGCGUGGGUGGUGUAGUCGGACCUCCUAAGCGAAGACAUCCCUGGGCUAUUCCAGAAGCAGAACCAGAGCCAGAGGAAUCUGAAGAUUAUCCGGAGAUGCCACCUCCGCAAUUUCUAUCAACAUAUCUCUUCUACCUUCCCGAAGAUGAGGAAUGUCUAGCCGAUGAACAGACCGACGAUGCAAUGAAGGAUCCACACCGUCCUCUCCCAGCAGCAUGGCCCUGGUCGUCGUCCACAGCAGCACCUCUUACCAACUUCCGCACGGGCUGUUGUCGCAAUGGGCUUACUCCCUCGGAGGGUCCCCGUCCCACCUCCAACUUCAACCAGGAGCUAGACGACCUCCUAGUCCCAAGCAUCUCAACGCCGUCUCUUUCGGACAUGCCCUACCCGAACUUCACCACUCCCUCUCUCAAGUGCUACACGAAGCCACCCAAUUCCAAAGAAGGAGGAGCAGCAGAGGCCUGCACGCUCUGCCAUUGCCAGUGCAUCUCCUGCGACUGGGAAGAAGGGGACCAUUGCCCUUCUCUGCGAGGGGAGAGGGACUGUCCUGCCGUCCCAAAGGAGAGGGAGGAAGAAGAGGACAAGGCGAAGAGAGAGCAGACACCAGAGAUGACUGGAGCUGGACAGGCGGGGAAUGUGGCUGCUGAGAAUGGGGUAGAGUAUCUAUACGUUGAGGGAUGGGCGAUUUGA